UCUGGGAGAGAGUGAAGGAUAAACGGCACACACCAUUCCACGCCGUCAUAGCAUUGAAUGGACUUGAUACGGGCUUGAUCACGGAUUCAAUCAGAUGCGUUCCAAGACAGUGAAUAUAUAUUAUUUUUUCUUCUAUUUUUUAUUUUUUUUAACCCACGAAAGGAGGCGCCGUGUCAACGGACAGCGUCAGUAAACUUGACACAUGAUGGGACAAGCUAGCGGUGUGCAUUAUUGUAUCAGUGGGCGAUUUUCACCUAAACAGGUAGCAAGCCAAGCUGACUAUCUUUACCGUAGGCUACCGUUGGCAAAUGACACGACUGAUAUGGGAGCUACCGGCGAUGCGGAAUGACUUCACGGUCCGCCACUGAUCAGUUGAUUUUGUUUGCGGGAGACGAGAAUCAUCUGCGACAACCGCAGUCGACAUAAUACGAAAGACUGAACGGAGCAUCAACGCUUUUUUUUUCAUGUAAAGUUCAAUGCCAAAAAACGAACUGUGAAACGUUUAGAAGUAUUAUUCAUUUUGUGGCUGUCCCCGCCAGCGCUGCUUUUUUUUCUUCUUCUCACAGUCAACUGCCGUUAUAUAGAACCCCCCAAAAAAUCAUUGCGCUUCACAGACACGGACUUGCAGAAAUCUAACGGCUUCGAUCAAUAAUGAUAUCUUACCACCGGAGUAAAAAACAGGAUAUUCUAACUCUGAAUAGGAUUUGUAUCGAAUAGGAGAGGAGGCUACUGUGCACAACCGCAAUUUUGGGCAUCAGAAGAAAACGCAUUCCUAUUAUCGCAUGCACUAAAGGGGAUUUUUCUUUUGGAUAACGGGUUGUCCGUGUGUGGAAAACUACCCUUCUUCAAAUGCAAGAAUUCACCAAUCCCUCACUUUGACAUUCAACAUUGCAUUGGAAGAAGAAGAAGCGUUUUUGAAUUCCAGAAGGCAGGGUUUGAACACCGUAACUACAGGAACCGUUGUUACCAUGGAUCUAACAGACUGUUACCUGUUGGCCGCGCUUGUUGCCUGCUUUUGGAUAGACCCUUCUAUAGCCCAGGAACUGAUCUACCCCAUCAGAGAGGAGCUGCAGGAGAACGUUCUCAUUGGAAACAUACCAAAGGACCUGAACAUCUCCCAUACGAACGCUGCUACCGGAGCCAGCGCUAACCUGGUCUACAGGCUGGUGUCUAAAGCUGGGGACAACCCUCUGCUCAGGGUGCAGAGCAGCACGGGAGAGAUAUUUACAACCUCUAACCGCAUUGACAGGGAGAGGCUCUGUCCCGGCCCCUCGUUCGAGGAGAGCGAGUGCUCCUUCGAGAUCGAGGUGGUGAUUUUACCCAACGACUACUUCAGACUGAUCAAGAUUAAGAUCGUGGUCAAGGACACCAACGACAACGCUCCCAUGUUCCCGUCUCCCGUCAUCAACAUCUCCAUCCCGGAGAACACGCUGAUCAACAGCCGUUUCGCCAUCCCUUCCGCCACCGACCCCGACACCGGCCCCAACAGCGUCCACAGGUACCAGCUGGUGAACGGGCAAAGCGCCUUCGGGUUGGACAUCGUGGAGACGCCGGAAGGGGAGAAGUGGCCGCAGCUCAUCGUUCAGCAGAACCUGGACAGGGAGCAGAAGGACACGUACGUCAUGAAGGUCAAGGUGGAGGACGGCGGCGCGCCGCAGAAAUCCAGCACCGCCAUCCUCCAAGUCACCGUCACGGACGUUAACGAUAACAAACCGGUGUUCAAGGAGAGCCAGAUCGAGGUCCACAUACCGGAGAACUCGCCUAUAGGGACGUCCGUGGUCCAGCUACAGGCUACGGACGCAGACGUCGGGGCGAAUGCAGAAAUCAAAUUCAUGUUGGGGACGCAGGUGUCCCCAGCUACCAAGAGACUGUUUGCUUUGAACGGCACCACUGGCCUUAUAACCGUACAGCGGCCCCUCGACAGAGAGGAGACCGCCAUACACAAGUUAUCUGUGUUAGCGAGCGACGGCAGCUCCAGCCCUGCCAGAGCUACCAUAACUAUAAACGUGACCGACGUGAACGACAAUCCACCGAACAUUGAUCUGAGAUAUAUCAUCAGUCCCAUCAACGGCACUGUGUUCCUCUCAGAGAAAGACCCAAUCAACACCAAGAUAGCUCUGAUCACUGUGUCGGACAAGGACACGGAUGUCAAUGGCAAAGUCAUCUGUUUCAUUGAGAAGGACGUCCCCUUUCACCUCAAAGCGGUGUACGACAACCAGUACCUACUGGAGACAUCGGCGCUGCUCGACUUCGAGGGGACCAAAGAGUACAACUUCAAAAUCAUAGCCUCUGACUCGGGCAAGCCGAGCUUGAACCAGACAGCGUUGGUGAGGGUGAGGCUGGAGGACGAAAAUGACAACCCGCCGAUCUUCAGCCAGCCCGUCAUCGAGCUGGCCGUCAUGGAGAACAACAAACGUGAUCUCUUCCUCACGAUGCUCAGCGCCACCGAUGAGGACAGCGGAAAAAACGCGGAGAUCGUCUACCAGCUGGGCCCUAACGCCUCGUUCUUCGACCUGGACCGUAAAACCGGUGUCCUCACGGCCUCCCGGGUGUUCGAUCGUGAGGACCAAGAUCGGUUCCUCUUCACGGUAACGGCUCGGGACAACGGGACUCCUCCGCUCCAGAGCCAGGCGGCAGUCAUCGUGACAGUACUCGACGAGAACGACAACAGCCCCAAGUUCACCCACAACCACUUCCAGUUCUUUGUGUCAGAGAACCUGCCCAAGUACAGCACGGUGGGGGUGAUAACCGUCACAGACUCAGACGCCGGGGAAAAUGCAGCCGUCACGCUGUCAAUACUCAGCGACAACGAGAACUUUAUCCUGGACCCGUACUCUGGAGUUAUAAAGUCCAACGUGUCCUUCGACCGGGAACAUCAGAGCUCCUACACCUUUGACGUUCGGGCGGUGGAUAGCGGGCGGCCGCCAAGUUCCUCGGCCGCCAAGGUGACCAUCAAUGUCAUCGACGUAAACGACAACAUCCCCAUCGUCAUCUACCCCCCCUCCAACACCUCCUUCAAACUGGUCCCGCUCUCGUCCAUCCCUGGGUCAGUGGUGGCUGAGGUCUUCGCUGUGGACGGUGACACGGGGAUGAACGCAGAGCUCAAGUACACCAUCGUGAGCGGCAACAACAAAGGUCUGUUCCGGAUCGACCCUGUGACAGGAAAUAUCACCCUGGAGGAGAAGCCUGCUAUCUCCGACAUCGGCCUCCACCGGCUGGUCGUGAACAUUAGCGACCUGGGCUACCCCAAGUCCCUGCACACCCUAGUGCUGGUGUUCCUCUACGUGAACGACACGGUCGGCAAUGCCACGUUUAUCUACGACCUCAUCCGCCGCACCAUGGAGACCCCCCUGGACAGGAACAUCGGGGAGAGCAGCGAGACCUACCAGAGCGGAGACUAUCUUACCAUCAUGAUCGCCAUCGUAGCCGGGGCGAUGGUGGUGAUUGUGGUGAUCUUCGUGACGGUCCUGGUGCGCUGCCGCCACACCUCGCGGUUUAAGGCGGCCCAGAGAAAGAAGCAGGGCGCCGAGUGGAUGUCUCCCAACCAGGAGAACAAGCAGAACAAGAAGAAGAAGCGUAAGAAAAGAAAGUCGCCCAAAAGCUCCCUCCUGAACUUUGUCACCAUCGAGGAGAACAAGCCGGACGACGACCAGGCUCACGAGCCCAUCAACGGCACCAUCAGCCUGCCCGCCGAGCUAGAGGAGCAGGGCAUGGGCCGCUUUGACUGGAACGCUGCUCCUCCCACCACCACCUUCAAGCCCUCCAGUCCGGACCUGGCCCGGCACUACAAGUCCGCUUCUCCGCAGUCCGCGUUCCACCUCAAAGCAGACACGCCGGUCUCCGCGAAGAAGCACCACGUGAUUCAGGAGCUCCCGCUGGACAACACCUUCGUAGGGGGCUGUGAUACUCUCUCCAAGAGAUCCUCCACUAGCUCAGACCACUUCAGUGCCUCGGAGUGCAGUUCCCAGGGAGGAUUCAAGACUAAGGGACCCAUACACCCAUCCAGACAGGUAAAAGAUAACUUUUACUGGUCUAUAAGUACUGCUUAUAACUGCCCGGUCCAACAGUGUUGAGAUCCUACUAUAUAUUGUACACACUAUAGCUGACGUGGUCUUAACGUAUACACGUAAACACCAGUGAGAAAGAAAGGGGGGGAAGUACCUCCACUAUAAGUCCCACUAUAAUUCCCACUGUACCUUUUAAAAAAACCCAAAAAAAACAAAAAAAACUUGAGGAUGAAUUUCAUGAAUUCACGUAUGACAUGUGGUUAGCUAUGGACUGAAACAAAAUCACAUGGAGCAUUUCCCCCCUUUGAAUCUCCUACCUACAGACUCUUGCUGUUUAUUAUGUUCCCCUGUUUUUUAAAAGUUAUUUAAAAGGAUAUUUCAAUCAAACGUGUUCCAAUGGCGGACAACCGCCUAAAGCCUGGUCAGAUUCCACAGACACGUGACCUUUAAUGGGGUCUCAGAGGUUGAAUGAGAUAAAUGGUGGCCGCGCGUCAAAUGGCCCCUUGUUCCCUUUGUAGUGCACUACGUUUGACCAAGGUCCAUAGGGGCGUAGUGCACUAUAAAGGGGACAGUGUGCCAUUUGGGGUGCAGCCUAGAUGGUUGAUAUUGAUUAUGGUGCAAAGAUACAAAAUAAUGCCUUUCGAAAACAUUUUUUGUGAAAGAAACAUUUUUUUCUCGCCUGUCUACUCAGCUCACCAGCUCACCAUUUUGAUUAUAUUAUGGAAACAAUCUUGUACCACAACCUCCAAUAGUGAAACCACUCUUGUGUUAUCUUUACUGAGUCUCCUAGACAACACGAUGCUUCCAGCUUCUGACAAUCAUCACUAUAUCAUUUAUCUUGUGUCUAAAAAAAAAAAAAAAUACGUUGACAUUCCCCUUUCCCCUCAUGACGUUCUAUAUGAAAUGUGUGCGUAGACGUUAUUUGUAGAUCUCUAUAUGUGUGUGUAUAAUAUUACUACAACGACACACAGUACCCUCGACCUGCUUGCUACUUGAAGUGAGAGUUAGAACCGUAGUAGUAAUAAACUACUAUUAUUAUAAUAUACUAAACUAAUAAUUGAUACUUAAUUGUUGAGUAAUAUCAGUAGAGGAAACAACCCAAUCAUCAGAGCUUAAACCGACCAUAUUCUCCUCCUCUCUCUACGGUGAAUCACUGUCCUAUCCUAGCCAGCUAACUGUGUGUGUGUGUGUGUGCGUGUGCGUGUGUGUGUGUGUGUGUGUGUGUGUGCGUGCGGCCAUUACGGAACCUGAUACACAUCCAAUUGAAAAAGGAUUAUUCAAUAAUGAGGACUCAGAUUCCAACCUAAUCCAUGAUGUGUUUUUAUCAAAGCAUUAUUAAUUUGUCCUGCUAAUAAACCCCCCAACACAACAUGCUCUUCCUGGUGUAGUAGGGAAGGGGAGGAGCUACAUGGAGGGAGAGAGA
Coregonus clupeaformis (lake whitefish) is the source of this 5430-nucleotide messenger RNA. RefSeq names its product protocadherin-9. Gene Ontology annotation, biological process: homophilic cell-cell adhesion. NCBI's taxonomy places the organism in Eukaryota, Metazoa, Chordata, Actinopteri, Salmoniformes, Salmonidae. Gene Ontology annotation, cellular component: plasma membrane. The record is from RefSeq and is a predicted model, not a curated record. The transcript has 2 exons. Bases 969 to 4073 code for a protein of 1034 amino acids. Gene Ontology annotation, molecular function: calcium ion binding.